This is a messenger RNA of Gaeumannomyces tritici R3-111a-1, 534 nucleotides long. RefSeq lists its product as hypothetical. Bases 1 to 534 code for a protein of 177 amino acids. The transcript has 2 exons. NCBI's taxonomy places the organism in Eukaryota, Fungi, Ascomycota, Sordariomycetes, Magnaporthales, Magnaporthaceae. The record is from RefSeq and is a predicted model, not a curated record.
AUGCACCAGUCAGGCUGGUUCGCGAGCAGGGCAACCACACCAGGAAGCCCAAUGGCGGCCACAGUCACGCAAUUUGGCCUUGUGCAGGCUUCACCGAGCGAAGGCAGAUCCGGCCCCAUCAAGCGCCAGAAUAUGCCCAUCUGCAAAGGGAAGCAACGACGAGACGGAUCGAAAGCAAACGGGCGAGAAAGAACCCACCGCGAGAUUCGGCUAGCGCCCGACAGCGUCCCUUCCUCCGGCUGGCCCUGCGAGUUUGUGGAAAGCAUAGGUAGAGUCCAGCUCAGGCUGCAAAGGAUUGAUGGUAGCAAAAGGGUAGCAAAAGGCGAGGCGACGAGCUUGCGACUGAUGGCCCGCCGGUCGGGAAGCUGGUCAGCUUUGAGUGAGCCUUCUUGGCGCCUCUCAUCCGUCUCUCGAGGUUUGGGAGCGCCAAGUGGGGCUGUCCAUCUGCUUCCAGACGGGACUGUGCAACUGGACCCACUAUAUCCUCAUCGGCCAGCUUGCCUGCCAGCUGGCUGCCAACAGCUCGAGACCUAG